Molecule: messenger RNA, 977 nt
Organism: Amaranthus tricolor (Joseph's coat)
Lineage: Eukaryota; Viridiplantae; Streptophyta; Magnoliopsida; Caryophyllales; Amaranthaceae
Product: 1-Cys peroxiredoxin PER1
Exons: 4
Coding region: 78-737 (219 amino acids)
Biological process (GO): cell redox homeostasis; cellular oxidant detoxification
Cellular component (GO): cytosol; mitochondrion
Molecular function (GO): peroxiredoxin activity
Source: RefSeq, a predicted model, not a curated record
AUUUGAUCUAAUUAUAGAAAAACGAAAAAAAAAAUUAAAAAUACAAAUAGGUGUAGAAUUUCUUUUAGAGAAAGAAAAUGCCAGGAAUAACAAUUGGAGAUACAGUGCCAAAUCUUGAAGUGGAGACAACUCAUGGCAAAUUUAAGCUCCAUCACUACUUUGCCAAUGGAUGGACUAUUCUCUUCUCCCAUCCAGGUGACUUCACACCAGUAUGUACGACUGAACUAGGAGCCAUGGCAGCUUAUACCGAGGAGUUUAAGAAAAGAGGAGUCAAGCUUUUGGGUCUUUCUUGCGAUGAUAUUGCAUCUCAUAAUGAGUGGAUCAAAGACGUUGAAGCCUACUCUGGAGGACACAAAGUAACGUACCCAAUAAUAGCAGAUCCAAAACGAGAGAUAAUAAAACAGCUGAAUAUGGUGGAUCCUGAUGAGAAAACUCCCAAUGGUCAACAACUCCCUUCACGUGCCUUACACAUAAUUGGUCCUAAUAAUAUGGUGAAGCUAAGCUUUUUAUACCCGGCAUCAACCGGAAGGAACAUGGAUGAAAUUGUUAGGGCGUUAGACUCGCUACAGAAAGCGGCUAAACAUAAGGUGGCGACUCCUGUUAAUUGGAAACCGAACGACAAGGUUGUGAUAUCACCAAGCGUGAACGACGAUGAAGCCAAGAAGAUGUUUCCACAAGGAUUUGAGACCGCUGAUCUUCCUUCUAAAAAGGGAUACCUUCGCUUCACGCAGGUGUAACUUUACCAAUAAUCACAUAGCAAUGUUCUUGCCUCCUAAACAACUAAUAAUAAUGUUCGUACGAGCUAAAUAGUUUUUCUUAUAGUGAAGUGUAAGGAGAAUAUACUUGUGUUUUGUAAUGUGAAACCGAACUAUAAGAACAAUGUUCGUGUUUUUGUAGUUGGCCCGGCUAUUCACUAUAUACGAGUGCGCGGGUUAGUGUUUUUGUAUGUACGUGUGUUGAAUGUUACUAUGUUAGUA